AUGGAGACGCCUAUCGAGCGCGAAAUCCGGCGCACCUGCGAGCGCGAGGAGAACCUGCGCCGGAGCCGAGGCCUCAGUCCAGGUCGCGCGGGCCAAGAACUCGUGGAGCUGCCCUUGCGGCCAGUGCUCAGCCUGCCCGGGCCUAGCCCUGCGGUCCCGCGCACCUUGGAGCGCGCGCGGGCGGGAGCGCAGAUGCUGCGAGACAUUGAACGGGAAGCCUGCCGCCAGGAGGCGCUAGCACGCGCCACCGCCCCCAAGCCCUGCGCCCCGCCACAGCCGCAGCCGCUGGGCGAGCUCAAGAGGUUCUUCGAGGCCGCGGGGCAGCGCGGCUUGCAGCAGCCGCUCGAGAUCGGAGGCCAGCGGCGCUCGGCUGCGCAGGGCGGGUGCCCGAUGCUGGCCCGCGCCCCUCAGUUCGCUGAGCUAUCGCUGCUGGAGGAAGAGGUGCGCGAAGUGCGCCAGCGUGAGCGCGAGCUGCAGUACCAGCGGCGCAACGUCUACGGCACCGCAGAGUUCAAGGAGCCCGCGACAAGCUUCAUGGCGAGUACCGGCAACGGAAAGCUGGCGGUGAUUUGGCCCCCGCGCAGAAAGGCCUCGGAGAACGUCCUGGAGCAGGAGGAGCGCAAGCCUUGA
Orycteropus afer afer is the source of this 630-nucleotide messenger RNA. RefSeq names its product MISP family member 3 (gene MISP3). The record is from RefSeq and is a predicted model, not a curated record. The transcript is spliced from 3 exons. Bases 1 to 630 code for a protein of 209 amino acids. Lineage: Eukaryota; Metazoa; Chordata; Mammalia; Tubulidentata; Orycteropodidae.